Molecule: messenger RNA, 264 nt
Organism: Rotaria sordida
Lineage: Eukaryota; Metazoa; Rotifera; Eurotatoria; Philodinida; Philodinidae
Source: the annotation of a GenBank genome assembly
AUGUUUUCUCCACAAAUUGAAUGGUAUUGUGCUCAAUGUGAAUCUGUUCCAACUGAUCGUCGAAAAUAUUGUGCUGAUUGUGAUUCGAUGCUAACUUGGACAUGUACUGGUUCGGGAAAAUCUGGUUUGUACACCAAUUAUUAUCGUCAUCGUGACAACUGUAAUUAUUGUACACCAGAACUUGAAGAAGAAAGACAAAAAAAAUUGGAAGAGAAGAAAGUUGCUAAUCAGCAACAUUUUCAAAUUUUAGAUGAUAGUAAGUAA